AUGUCAGACCUCAAACUCGAUCCGGAGGAUGGCUUGGCCGUCCAGGACUUGUCCACCUUGGAUGUGUCCAAAUUGACUCCAUUGACUCCGGAGGUGAUUAGCAGACAAGCAACCAUGAAUGUCGGGACCAUUGGUCAUGUGGCACAUGGAAAGUCUACAGUUGUGAAGGGGCUCUCUGGAACUCACACAGUGAAGUUCAAGGCCGAGAAAGAGCGUAACAUUACCAUCAAGCUUGGCUAUGCCAAUGCCAAAAUCUAUAAAAAGCAGUCGCCUGAAGAAGAUGAGGACCACCCGUACACGUCACGUGGUAGCAGUGCACCGGAUGUCCUGGAGGAUGACUACAGGUUGGUGCGUCACGUGUCCUUCGUGGAUUGCCCGGGCCACGACAUUCUCAUGGCCACAAUGUUGAAUGGAGCAGCUGUGAUGGAUGCUGCGCUCUUGGUCAUCGCAGGAAAUGAGACGUGCCCUCAGCCCCAGACCUCUGAGCACUUAGCUGCUGUUGAGAUUAUGCGCUUGAAGCACAUCAUCAUCCUUCAGAACAAGGUGGAGUUGAUCAAGCAACAAGAGGCUGAGUCGCGCUAUGAGGAGAUUAAGAAGUUCGUGGCAGGCACAGCGGCAGACUCCUCACCGAUCAUUCCAAUCAGUGCAGUGUUGAAGUACAACUUGGACGUGAUUUGUGAGUACCUCUGUACGCAAGUGCCUAUUCCUCCGCGAGACUUCACCUCGAACCCGGUGAUGAUCAUUAUCCGAUCGUUCGAUGUGAAUAGGCCUGGUGAGGAGGUGGUAGAUUUGAAGGGUGGCGUUGCCGGUGGCUCCAUUCUGAAGGGCGUCCUCAAGAUGGGAGAUGAGAUUGAGAUUAGACCUGGUAUCGUCACAAAGGACGGCGAAAAUGUGCAGUGCCGUCCAAUUCGCAGUCGUAUCAUGUCUCUCCUAGCUGAGAAGAAUGCUCUACAGUUUGCUGUACCGGGUGGUUUGAUCGGUGUCGGCACCAAGAUCGACCCCAAGCUCACACGCGCAGACAAGCUGGUUGGCCACGUGUUGGGCCAUCCUGGAAAGUUGCCAAGCAUCUAUACAGAGAUUGAGGUGAAGUUCUACUUGCUGCGACGUUUGUUGGGCGUGAAGACCGAAGGUGAUGGCAAAGCCGGUAAGGUCGCCAAGCUCAAGAAGGGUGAGAUCCUGAUGGUGAACAUUGGAUCCACGGCAGCUGGUGGCCGAGUACUGGGCAUCAAAGAGGAGACGGACUUUGCUAAAAUCACACUGACCAAUCCUGUGUGCACACAGGAUGGCGACAAGGUUGCGCUGAGCCGAAGGAUUGAUAAGCACUGGCGGCUCAUUGGUUGGGGCAGUAUCGCAAGAGGCACCACCAUCAAGCCGAUGAGCGACUAA
Messenger RNA from Durusdinium trenchii, 1386 nucleotides. The record is from the annotation of a GenBank genome assembly. Lineage: Eukaryota; Dinophyceae; Suessiales; Symbiodiniaceae.